Messenger RNA from Porites lobata, 906 nucleotides. NCBI's taxonomy places the organism in Eukaryota, Metazoa, Cnidaria, Anthozoa, Scleractinia, Poritidae. The record is from the annotation of a GenBank genome assembly.
AUGUUUUCCUCGUCCGAGUGCAUUAUCUGGUUUGCUGCAUUCCUUGCCGUAACUGUUGCUAUAGUAACGGUGAAUCUCCUAUCAAUCAUUCUUUUCAUAAAAAACAGUAAUCUUCGCACUCGUGGCAUGUACUUGGUUAUAAACUUGACCGUAGUUGACAUUUUGGUUGGAGGACUUUCUACUAUAAAUCUACUCUUAAUUAUUACACAUAUUGGAUGCAAAACUGGGAUUGUAAGGUUACCUUGGGAAGGGCACAUGAUAACUUGGUUUAUUUUCUAUUGGUUUCCUCUAACCUCUCUUACAAGCAUAACUGUAAUUUCGUUAGAGCGGAUUCAUGCAACAUUUCGUCCAUUCAGGCAUCGCGUUAUUAAAAAAUGGGUCUACGGAGUAACAAUUUCUGUGGUCUGGGUUUUAGCUGGGAUGAUAUCAACUGCAAUUUUGAUGCUUAAAUUAUUCGACAAAGAAUGGUCACACAGGCAGUUUUUAUGGCAAUCAUAUUGCUUGUUAUGUCUUUCUAUUAUCUGUACUUGUUACACCUCAGUUAUUGUCAAAAUCUGUUGUGGGGCGCGUCCUCAGCACCAUGGUGCAGCCCGUAGUCAAAGAAAACUGACUGUAACGUUACUCAUCAUGACUAUUGUAUCGUUACUGCUGUGGCUACCAUAUGCUAUAGCUACCUUUGUUUUCCAUACAACUAAUAGCAUUCGAUCACUUUCUUACACAAAAGGAAUGCGAUUGAAUAUGUCUUUACUGCUUUUAUUUUAUACAAAUUCGUUUGUUAAUCCAGUAGUUUACGCUAUCAGAAUGCCCAAGUUUAGGAAGGCGUGUCUCCUGUUAUUAUUUACACGUCGACGAAGACGAACUGCUGCUGGUAUCCCUCUCAGUCAUGCCUGGUACCUUGGCAAGUGA